AAGUCGGAAAGCGUUAAAAUGGGAAAAAAGAAGAACUAAAUUGCUACAAUUUUCCAGCCAACGUCGUUAUUUGAGCUGCUAAACAGAAACAUUGGCCAAACGUCUGUCAGAUUGCAGGUGACAUCUGUAAGUGUCACACACAGAAAUUUAGGCGAGCGCUUCAAGUAUAUAGUUACGGUCUUAAAAAGCGUUACAAAAAAAUUCAACGGUAUUUUUUGGAACUUUAGAAAUAAAAGGAAGAGAAAAAAAAACAAAAUAAGAAAAAAUUGUGUUUUUCUUGUGGCCGACAUCAUCAUCCACAUCUCAUCAUCGUUUUGCGAACUUCACAAGUCAAUCAAAAGACAAAUCUCAAUUGAGCUCUGUCGGGCGUACAUACACACAUCUCUGGUCUCUUUCUCACGCUCACUCUCCAACAUGGCCAGCCUCCUUGUCUAGCCUACGGACCAGCCAUUCAUUGGUGUGAGAGCUCAAGAGACUUUUAGGGGAGUGAGUGAAUGAGUGCGUACUGGGAACUGUUUCUAGCUCUGGAUGUCUACGUGUGUGUGAGUGUUGUGUGUUUGCUUUGCUGCUUCAGUUGGUAAAGACGUUAAGCAACAGUGAUUAGUUAAUUUACUCGUUGACUUCAACGUGAACGGACGUGUCAAAGAGAGUGCGACAAAACGAAAGAAUAACAUACAACGGUAUUAUAGAAAAAAUACAAAAAUAAUAACAACCAAGAAAAUUUACGCCAAGUGGAUUAACAGAAAAAAAUAAUAACAAGAAUAUUAAAAGCAAGCAAUUGUAGCAAGUGUUUAGUGUUGAAAAAAUUGAGAAAAAUAAAUUUAAAUGUUUGUUAAAAUUUAGCAAAGCCACCAAAACAGUGGAAAAUAUUUGAAUUUCCCAAAGAGAAAGAAAAACAAAAAAAUAAUUCCUCAAAAAACCCCCCUACAACUUUGUGUUAUCCCCACCACAAAUGGCCUUAGAGGAUCGUUGUAGUCCCCAAUCAGCACCAUCGCCUCCAGGUCUACCUCAAUCGCCACAAGCCAAUCAAGCGUCGUCUCCCCAACAGUCCACGCCACCAGCAGCCAGCUAUUACAAUCCGGCUAUUUUGGAUAUGAGUUUAUCACAAACCAGUCUUGUUGUUGAUCCUGCUACCGCCACAGUUGCCGCUGCCGCCGCCAUGUUACCGCACACCGUUGCCUCCCUGUAUCAGCAACAACAAUUGCAACAUUUGCAACAAUUACAUCAUUUACAACAAUUACAUCAACAACAAUUGGCCGCCGGGGUGUUUCAACAUCCCUAUGGUCAUGACAUGACGAGUGGAGCCCAGGCUCGUCUGAGUGUUUCGCCCGGAGCCCAUUCGACCACAUCUUCCACACCAGCCUCCUCGUUGACCAUCAAGGAAGAGGAGAGUGAAUCAAUAAUGGGUGAUAGCUUCUCGGCGGAACAUGAACAAUCCUCGUCGUUUCAACAUCAAAAUGUCACCGAAGAUGAGGAUGAAGAAUGUGACAUUGAUGUGGAUGUCGAUGAGACGGAGGAUGAGGACAAGUCACGCAUACCACCACCAGCCCAUCAGCAGUCCAGCAAACCCACCUUGGCCUUUAGCAUUUCCAAUAUUCUGAGUGAUCGUUUUGGUGGUGUGGAACAGCACAAGGAUGAAACUCCCACGGCAAGACAGACACAAUUUCCUCCCACACAUCAACAGGGAUCGAGUAUCUACCGGCCAUUUGAUCAAUCGAGAGCAGCCACAGCCACUCCUUCGGCAUUUACCCGUGUGGAUCUGUUGGAGCUGAGUCGCCAACAACAGGCCGCUGCUGCAGCUGCCACGGCAGCCAUGAUGAUUGAAAGAGCCAACAUCUUAAAUUGUUUUAAUCCUGCUGCCUAUCCCCGAAUCCAUGAGGAAAUUUUACAAAGUCGUAUGCGCCGGACAGCGGGCCACUUAAUGCCAGGUGGCCAUAAAAUGAUGACAGAUCCCUCUCUCACCUCACCACCACCACCACCCUCAGGCCAAUCAGCCUUGGGUUCCUUAUGUAAGACAGUCUCACAAAUUGGACAGGCGACACCAACCACGACAUCCACAAAUGGUUCCAAUAAUUUGCUACUAUCCACACCACCUGCCUCCUCAACACCAUCUGGAUCCUCGGUGGCCAGUAUGGCUUCACCGCCACCCUCAUUGCCAAAUACCUCGAUUUCAAGUUCAUCAUCAUCAUCAUCCUGCCCAUCCUCGUCAUCCUCGUCAUCAUCUUCAGCCUCAUCAUCGUCGGGAAAUUCAUCACAAAAUUCCUCACCCACCAGCCGUAAAAAUCAAAGUCCCCAACCCAUCCCGCCACCGUCGGCAAUUAGCCGUGACUCGGGCAUGGAAAGUUCGGAUGAUACAAAAUCGGAAACGGGCUCCACAACAAAUUCGGAAACUGGUAAAAAUGAAAUGUGGCCAGCCUGGGUAUUUUGUACACGUUACAGUGAUCGUCCCAGUUCUGGUCCCCGUUAUCGUCGCCCCAAACAACCCAAAGACCCCAAGGCGACCGAUGAAAAACGGCCAAGGACUGCAUUCUCCGGCGAACAAUUGGUGCGACUAAAACGUGAAUUCAAUGAAAAUCGCUAUCUAACCGAAAGGAGACGCCAACAAUUAAGUGCUGAAUUGGGUUUAAAUGAGGCCCAAAUUAAAAUCUGGUUCCAAAAUAAACGCGCCAAAAUCAAGAAGUCCACCGGCACCAAAAAUCCCCUGGCCCUGCAAUUGAUGGCCCAGGGUUUGUAUAAUCACACCACAGUGCCGCUGACCAAAGAGGAGGAAGAACUGGAAAUGAGAAUGAAUGGACAGAUUCCAUAGAUUUCCAUAACACCCAAAAAAAAAAAAAAAAAAAAAUACAAAAAAAUAAAACCAGAUUAGUGCAAUACCCUGAAAGUGUAAAUAGUGGUUGAGAAAAGAGAAUCAAAGCCCAAGAACAAAUUACAAAAAAAAAAAAAAAAAAAAUGUAAAUUAUUUGUCUCGUUUUAAUUUUAAAUAGCAAGUUUUAAUUAUUGUGAUAUAGUUAUUGUAAACUCCCAAACUAAAUCCUUUAUGCUUUUGUAAAUUUCAACAAAUUUCUUAAAACAAAAAAUCUCAGCUUACUCGCCUUCCUAAAAAAAACUGUAAAUUUUAUUUAAAAUUUCCAUAAUCUUUAAUUUAUUAACAACAAUCAACAAGAUCUAUGGAAAUUUAAUGGUUUUGUACAAAAUACAAAAACAAAAAAAUAA
Molecule: messenger RNA, 3213 nt
Organism: Musca domestica (house fly)
Lineage: Eukaryota; Metazoa; Arthropoda; Insecta; Diptera; Muscidae
Product: segmentation polarity homeobox protein engrailed
Exons: 3
Coding region: 953-2806 (617 amino acids)
Biological process (GO): neuron differentiation; multicellular organism development; regulation of transcription by RNA polymerase II
Cellular component (GO): nucleus
Molecular function (GO): DNA-binding transcription factor activity, RNA polymerase II-specific; RNA polymerase II cis-regulatory region sequence-specific DNA binding
Source: RefSeq, a predicted model, not a curated record